AUGCCUAUCCCUACUUCUGGCGUUCCCAAGCCGGCCGAGACUCCUGCUCUCGAAGACCCUUUUGUGGACACUGAGCCCGCCAAUCCUGGCCGCCCCGAAGUCCGCAUGAACGGCAACAGCCUUUUGAUGCUGGUGAUCACUCCCAACACUCGUAUCACGGUCCCUGGCACCAAUGGCGAGACCGCUUCGACUAUCCGCAUGCAGGAGUAUUGCCAGAAUGCCUCUCGUGGCCUUGGAAGCUUUUCGCUUCCCCGAGGCUCUAUCAUCAAUGUCCUUGAUGAGACUACGGGUUCGUAUGCGAACAUCCGACCCACAGCUGUGGCUCAGCGUCUUCUCACUACCCACGCUGUUCCCGGUGCCAACGGUCCUGGCGCAAUCGAGAUCUCUGCGGUGGACAUGGCCGCCAUCAAGGCUGCCAGUGUCGAUGCUCCCGCGAAUCCGCUGUACUUCGAGGACUUCGUUGCCUUGAACGGCCAGUUCUUCGCCGGCUACACUCUGCCAUCUGACAAGGUUGUCAACACUGCCAACCUCCAGAGCAUCGUCAUUGACGGAACAGCCGUGGUGUUCCACAUCGUCGUGGCUUUCACCUACUUUCCGCACAUCCUGGAUGCAUCCUUCGCAUCCCAGCUGGCUGGAGAGUAUGAUGCCACCACUGUGGCUAUCCUUCUUCUCGGCUUCUACCACAACGACCACAAGCACUCCCUUGCUGCUGAUGUAGUUGACAAGGCCCAGCUUCGCAAGUUGUACAAGUUCUGGCUCGAGCUGAACCCUCAGCUUGAGAUGACUCUUGUUGAUGCCGUCUGGGAUUCUUUCGACGAGGUCGUCUUCUCGGCUUGA
Molecule: messenger RNA, 837 nt
Organism: Microdochium trichocladiopsis
Lineage: Eukaryota; Fungi; Ascomycota; Sordariomycetes; Xylariales; Microdochiaceae
Exons: 4
Coding region: 1-837 (278 amino acids)
Source: RefSeq, a predicted model, not a curated record